Durotheca rogersii is the source of this 1712-nucleotide messenger RNA. RefSeq names its product Pre-rRNA-processing protein ESF2. The transcript has a single exon. Gene Ontology annotation, molecular function: RNA binding. NCBI's taxonomy places the organism in Eukaryota, Fungi, Ascomycota, Sordariomycetes, Xylariales, Xylariaceae. The coding region runs from base 145 to 1161 and encodes 338 amino acids. Gene Ontology annotation, biological process: endonucleolytic cleavage in ITS1 to separate SSU-rRNA from 5.8S rRNA and LSU-rRNA from tricistronic rRNA transcript (SSU-rRNA, 5.8S rRNA, LSU-rRNA); endonucleolytic cleavage in 5'-ETS of tricistronic rRNA transcript (SSU-rRNA, 5.8S rRNA, LSU-rRNA); endonucleolytic cleavage to generate mature 5'-end of SSU-rRNA from (SSU-rRNA, 5.8S rRNA, LSU-rRNA). The record is from RefSeq and is a predicted model, not a curated record. Gene Ontology annotation, cellular component: nucleolus.
AAUAUCUGGGAUAUCGACAAGAACCAGCAAUCCAACAGCUGCCAUCACAAUCCAGUCCAACCCGGGGUGUAUUUAUCGUCGCUUCCCCCGUUUGUCUGUACGCUUAACCACCGUUACCCUAAGCAAGAGAGUGAAAAGAGGAAGAUGGGUCCGCAGAAAAGAAACGCCUUCCUCGACGUGGAUGAGAGCGAAGACGACGGUAGCCAAGGCUACGAUUCCGAGGCCGACCAGGUGCAAAAAGGCGACCGAUCCGCAAAGCGACGUAAAUUAGACGAUGGCGUCUCCAGCGACGAGGACAGAGACGACGACGAGCGAAGCGAGGAUGGCAAAUUCGACGACGAAGCUGGUUCAGAUAACAACGCUGUAGACGAGGAAGACGCGAACGAAGAUGGAAAGGAUAAGCAACCUAUCGGCGAUCCCCAUAGGAGGGUAGAAAAAGACACAACGGGCAAAGGUCCGCUGCCAGAAUUGCCGGAUGUGUCGCGUCCGCUUAUCAAGAAGAAUCUGGUGGUGACGGAGGCGGCGAUCAAAAAAUCCGGCCUGGUCUAUCUGUCGCGCAUACCGCCCUUCAUGAAGCCGCGCAAGCUGCGGUCGCUGCUCGAGCCGUACGGCAAGAUCAACAGGAUCUUCCUGACUCCCGAAGACCCCCAGGGACGCUCGCGGCGCGUCCGCAACGGCGGCAACAAGAAGCGCACCUACACCGACGGCUGGGUCGAGUUCGUCAACAAGAAGAACGCCAAGGAGGCGGUCGACCUGCUGAACGCCCGCACCAUAGGAGGGAAGAAGAACACCUACUACCACGACGACAUCUGGUGCCUCCUCUACCUGCGAGGCUUCAAGUGGCGCAACCUCAUGGAGCAGAUCAACUCGGAAAUGGCCGAGCGAGAAAGCAGGAUGAGGGCCGAGAUCAGCAAGUCAACCAAGGAGAACAAGGAGUUCGUUCGGAACCUCGAGAAGGCCAAGAUGCUGGACGGGAUGCAGGCCAAGGCCGCCGCAAAGAGGAAGAGGGUCGAGGCGAACACCGACAACGAUGGCCCUUCUGUGGCAAGACACGCAGAGGGGUCUCAGAGCGUGCGGACGUUCAAGCAGUCUUCAGCAGGGAAGAAGGUCUCGGAUAGGAUGUCCAGUGCAGCUAGACAAGUCCUGAGCAAGCUCUUUUGAUACUAUCGACAAUGAUACCCCCAGCUCCUUUUUUUCCUCUGCUCCUUAUGGCCAUCCCAACGUCCUAUGCCAUAUACAAAACUGCAUGCUUUCGAGGUGUCCCGGUUCAGAUCUAUCUUUGAAACCCUCCAUCUUGACGAGAACGCACGAAAGGAACCAGGACACAGUCCACAGAACUACAUUGACUUGAUAAAACCCCCCAUAGCUCCACCUCUCAACCCUCCCAAUAUGCUCUGUGGGUCGCUGAGAACAAUAGCACCGCCGCUCCCGACCCCCCUCCCCACUACUUCCUCCCCUUAAACUCUCCAGACCAACCCUCUCGACAGCUAAUCCUGCCCUUCCCUCCACCAACCCUCCUCACGACAUGUGUCCCCGAGACGUCUCCCCCUCGGCCGAGUCGACCAUACGCCGCGCCGAGGCGCUCGGCCUGGUCCGCGAGAAGUACGCGCGCGCGUGCGCCCCGCACGAGGCCCUGGCGCGCAUGCCGCUCGACGAGGCGCUCGUGGUGCUCGACGCGGCGCGCUGGGAGCUGCGGGAGCUGCGGCGCCUGC